CUCCUCAAAUCUAUCCAGGCCAUGGAAAAAGUCUGGCUUUCCUUAAAUUUAUAAGACAUCCUAAACACCCCACGUCUCUUCACAAUCAAUUUCUCUUCUUCAACCUUUCUCUCUCUCACGAUCGAGGGAAAGCAGAAAGUAGAAGAUCGGCGCGCGUCUUUAACUAAUUAACCUGUCAUUAAGGAUGGGUAAUUGUGCCGGUUCGCCAAAAACCAAGGCAGACCACGAUGCGGUUCCAGCACCUGAGCCGGCUAAGGAGGAGUCGUUGGCCAUGACGACCAACGAGGAGGCCAAGCUUCAGCCACUAGAGAAGAAGGAAGUUAACGUUGGACAUCAAGAUGAAAAACAGAUUAUUGAUGCUGCUCACAAUGUUAACUCCCUCCAUGAGAAUAACACCCCGUCCCUUGGCUCCUUCCUCGUUGAGAAUGAAGAAAAGAAAGAAGCAAAAGAGAAUGAAAAGACAAGCGAAGUUCCAUCAGAGACUAAAGAAGGAGAAAAGGCAAAGACUGAGGAAGCAAAGGGAGAAGAAAAGCCAAAGACUGUGGAGGCAAAGGUUGAAGAAAAGCCAAAGACUGUAGAGACAAAGGUUGAAGAAAAGCCAAAGACUAUAGAGACAAAGGUUGAAGAAACGCCAAAGACUCUGCAGGCAAAGGUUGAACCUAAAGCAACCAAUAUCAAAGCAUUUGAGGCUGCAGCAGAUGCAAAAGCCGAGAAAUCUGAGGAGAGAAAGUAACUAAUUAAGUGAAAACCUGCAGAGUGCACACGUCCAUGUAAUUUACGAGGCCAAAUACAGUACUGGUUAAAGAAAAUGCAACUUUUAUUUCCAUUUUGUUCCAAAGAGAAAGCAUUUGGGUUGGCUAUAGGAAAUUGAGUCAUGAGUUUGUGGUGCUUCAUUAUUUCUUGAAGAUUAUUAUUUUCCAAAUAUUGUUUCUGUUGCUUCUCAA
This is a messenger RNA of Alnus glutinosa, 944 nucleotides long. RefSeq lists its product as uncharacterized. Lineage: Eukaryota; Viridiplantae; Streptophyta; Magnoliopsida; Fagales; Betulaceae. The coding region runs from base 185 to 733 and encodes 182 amino acids. The record is from RefSeq and is a predicted model, not a curated record. The transcript is spliced from 2 exons.